AUGGGGUCCGACGACUAUGCUGCUGUUGGUGGCGGCGGCGCCUUGAAACUCAAAGGCGCCAAAAUCAACAAGAAAAAGAAGAAGCGCGACAAGACCGAUCUAGAGAAGAACCUCGAUACAGGAAGCAAGGACGAAGAGAAGAGGAAAAGGAAGAAGAAGGACACAUCGGAUAACGAAGACGAUGAGCGCCACCACGAAGAUUUCGAGGAGAAGCCGGAAGUGCAGAAAACAGAGUCCCAGAAGCGUCACGAGGAGAUCAAGAAGAAGAGGCUCCUCCAACUCGCUGAAUCAUCUGGCUCGCGACCUGAGCUCCUCAAGACCCACAAGGAGCGUGUUGAGGAACUUAACACAUACUUGUCAAAACUGAGCGAGCACCACGAUAUGCCCAGGAUUGGACCUGGCUAG
Fusarium pseudograminearum CS3096 is the source of this 405-nucleotide messenger RNA. RefSeq lists its product as uncharacterized. Bases 1 to 405 code for a protein of 134 amino acids. The transcript has 2 exons. The record is from RefSeq and is a predicted model, not a curated record. Lineage: Eukaryota; Fungi; Ascomycota; Sordariomycetes; Hypocreales; Nectriaceae. Gene Ontology annotation, cellular component: nucleolus.